Cladocopium goreaui is the source of this 1092-nucleotide messenger RNA. NCBI's taxonomy places the organism in Eukaryota, Dinophyceae, Suessiales, Symbiodiniaceae. The record is from the annotation of a GenBank genome assembly.
UUCGCUUUACCUUUUUCGCGUCAUCUUGCAAGCGAAAACGUGCUCUGCGAGGGACGCGCUAUGCGUGGCUGGAAGGUAGCCACGGCCUUGGCUGCCAUCAACUGGCCCAAUGCAUGGGCAGAGUUGAAGGCAUUGAAACAGGAGCCUGUAACAGAUUGGGCAGAUUUGACGGCGAAGGAUGAGCCUGAUUCCAAGCAGGAUAUGGACAGCUUAAAAAAGCAACUGGAGGACGAGAAAAGAAGUCGACUUGUGCAGGAGGCUGCAGCAACUGAAGCUAUCAGAAAUGUGACAGAACAGAUGCAGCUGCGGAGACAAGCGGAGAAGACAACAGCGGAGACCAGGUCAAGACUGGACAGCGCGCUGCAUGACCUUGCGGAGGAAAAAAACGAAGUCAAGGACCUGAGAGAAGCUCUGCAGAAGCAGGGAAACGGAACAGUUGCAGUAUGGCUGGUAUCCAGCCACUGGCAGUGGACCAUGGCAUUGCUUGCUGCACUGGUCGGCAUGUUCGGGUUGGUUGGAACAGAUGCGCUGGUGAUUGCCUUCCAUUCAUUGGUUGGGUCUCUUCUCACUGGCCUUCUUUUAGCAGGAAGUGUAGGCUUCCUGGGAUCAAACCUGUUUGGUGAAGGCACAAGCUGGUUGGAUGCCAAUGAUGCUGUUCUGAACGGAGCAGGCAGUUACACUUCUUAUUUCGUGUGGCUGGUGACUACUUGUUUGAGUUUAUUCCGUUGGAGAUCCAACAUUCCGGUGAUCCUCUUUGCGCAGGUGGAGACACUUCAUCUAAACACAGCAGGAGAAAUCACGGAGGAAGAUUGCCAGCAACCGCUCCUCGGAGCAACCACCUGGGAUCCAGAGGCCGCAGCUCUUUGUCCCAGGCUUCAUUCGGCUUUGUAAAGUUAAAUUCAUGAUUUGCACUUCGCAGAUUGAACAUGAUGGCCAGUGGCGGCAGGUCGUUCCACUUCCUCCAGUACCACCUCCAAGUAAGCCACCUCAUGCAAAUGAAACCUCCUCAGAACCGGAACCUCCCUCGACAGCACCCCCGCCGCUUCCAGAAAUACCUUCCACCCAGAACCAUCUUUGAACAUAGAUUUCGCG